Molecule: messenger RNA, 2370 nt
Organism: Besnoitia besnoiti
Lineage: Eukaryota; Apicomplexa; Conoidasida; Eucoccidiorida; Sarcocystidae
Product: Tyrosine kinase-like (TKL) protein
Exons: 8
Coding region: 1-2370 (789 amino acids)
Biological process (GO): protein phosphorylation
Cellular component (GO): cytoplasm
Molecular function (GO): ATP binding; protein serine/threonine kinase activity
Source: RefSeq, a predicted model, not a curated record
AUGCAGACUUUCAAGCAGUUUUGCUCCAACUGGAUCCCGCCGGCGUUCCAUUUCGGCCAAAGGCAAUAUGUCAUCGGCAAUCGAACGCUGAGAGAGGAGAAACCCAUUUCAGAAGGGGGCUACGCCUUUGUGUCCAUUGUUCGAGAUGUCGCGACGGGGGAGCUCUUCGCGCUCAAGCGGAUUCUUUGCCAGGACCGCGAGCGCUAUCAGCUCGCCCGCGAGGAGGCGAAGCUCCUGGACUCUCUCCCGCCUCACCGAAACGUCGUCGGGUACUACGGGAGCGCCAUUGAGUCGAUUCCGGCGACGUCGUCGACGGCUGCCGCGCGCGAAGUUCUUUUGCUUCUCGAGCUCUGCGACGGUGGGCACGUCCUCGAUCUCCUUGAGCGCCAUCAGGGGCAGUUGAAGGAGGCGUGGAUUCUCCACAUCCUCAAAGACAUCACUAGCGGCAUCGCGCAUCUCCACGCGCAGUCUGUGCCGAUCUCUCAUCGAGACUUGAAGAUCGAAAACGUCCUCUGCUGUCCGAGGCCGGCGGGCGCGAGCACGGGCGCCGCCGGCGGGGGCAGCGGAGAUUUCGACGGCGAAGGCCAGACGCCGCUCGACUUUGUGUUCAAACUUUGCGACUUCGGAAGCAGCCACACGCGGCAACUCGACACCGCGACGUGCUCCAGGGAGGAGCUGCUCAAGGCGGAGGACGAAAUCGCCAGAAACACGACGCUGAUGUAUAGACCUCCAGAGAUGGUUGACGUCUACCGGCGGCUGCCCAUCGGACCGCAGGUGGAUAUGUGGAUGCUGGGCUGCAUUCUCUACACGCUCUGCUUCUUCCGCCAUCCCUUCCAAGAAGAAUCGUCUCUCGCGAUCGCGAACGCCAACUACUCAAUUCCUUCAAACGAUUACAGCCCGGAGUUGAUUUCGCUGCUUCAGCAGCUCCUCUCCGUGAACCCGAGUGACAGACCGACCUCAGAGGAGCUGCUCGCUCUGCUGGAGAGCGAGGAGGGCUUCCGCGAGCGCAUGCGUGCGCGCGGCGGAGACGCCGAGCCCAACGGCCAGAAGAAAGACAAGCGGACGAAGGCUGGCAAGAAGGAGGCGAAGAAGGAGGCGAAGAGUGACCGCGGCAAAAAGCUCGAAGAGAAGCCCUCCAAAGACAAAAGACGCCACGGCAAUGCGGAGUCUUCCCCGUGGGACUUCCAGUCUGCCGACCUCUCACCGUCCUCUCCGUCGUUGUUCUACUCUGCGUUUCAAGGCGCCGGCGCGUGGACCGCAGAGGCUGCCUGGGCGCCGGGGGGGACUAGGGGAGACAGCCAGUUUGGAGGCGAGUGCGGGCGCACCGGAGAGACGUUGCCGCCCUGGAGAGCCUUUGCGGACGCGCCUCGAGGUCCGCGCGACGGCGGAGCGAAGGCGGAGGCGUUCGACCGAAGCGAAGGCUCCACCAAGGCGCCGCCCGAGGCAGAAGAUCCUUUUUUUCGUUCCUGCGGAACCUCCCACUUCUUCCAAGACGAAACCUCGCCUGCGCACGACGCCGCACAGGCCGACUUCUUCGCCGCCAGCUGGGAAUCCCGCGGAAAGGAGGCAGACGGCGCGCCUCCCAGCACUGCCGCCUUCGCCGUCUCCGCUGCGGCCUUCGCCGCCCCCGACCCGCCCGCCGCCUGCGCACUGCCCCCGAGGCGAGGCGCCGCGGAUCCCGCUCUGAACGCCUUUGCAUGCUUCGCGCAGGCGCCCGCGAGCGAAAACGCUGCGGCGGAUGCGCCGGCGACCAGCUCGCUCGCUCAGCGCGCGUCGGACCGCGGGCGCGGAGGCGGCGAAACGUCAAACGCGCGAGAGGCGCGCGCGGGCGCGGCUGAGGGCUUGACUGCCGUCGCGUCUGCCGCGGAAGACGACACGCGCGAGGCGCAAGGCUUCGCCUCAUGGACAGCGACCUUCGAUGACGCAUGCGCAUCCGCCUCUGCGAGUCCGCCUGCUGCGACUGCGUCGUCUCCCUCGCCGGGGCUGUGCCGCUCUCCAGGCGGCAGUUUUUUCCGCUGCGUCGACGCGCCGACUACUUCCUCGCAAGCGUCCGCCGCUUCCGUCACCCAGUCUGCCUCGCUCCCGACUGCCUCGCGGCGCGCUGCUCCACCCCUCGCGGCGUCAUCCUCCUUCGGCGCGUCGUCGCGGGGGGCGUCCGGCACAGGCGCGAGGAGCUCCUUCGCCCCCCUGGCUGGCGCGUUCUCUCACUCCUUUCCGCAGCAGCCGUCGUCGGCCGGCAGCGUGUCGCACACGCCUUCGCGAACCGGCGACGCGCGGGCCUUCUCGGUGCCUUUCAACCUCUUCGGCGACUUCCGCGCGACGUCCGCCGCCGCCGCCGAAGCGACCCAGACGCGCAGCGAGCGAGCCUAG